This is a messenger RNA of Parasteatoda tepidariorum (common house spider), 1591 nucleotides long. It is a transcript of the gene mof, whose product is annotated as males absent on the first. Gene Ontology annotation, cellular component: NSL complex; NuA4 histone acetyltransferase complex; MSL complex. Gene Ontology annotation, biological process: regulation of DNA-templated transcription. Gene Ontology annotation, molecular function: histone H4K16 acetyltransferase activity. Lineage: Eukaryota; Metazoa; Arthropoda; Arachnida; Araneae; Theridiidae. The record is from RefSeq and is a predicted model, not a curated record.
CAAUGGCCGUCUAAAAACAAAUUCUUGCAUUCGAUUGCGCACAAAAGUUUAAAUGUUUUCAAUCAACUCUUUCCCUUGUGGUUUGACUAUUAAAUUUAUAAUAUCGUGACACAGCAUUUAAAAAUGGAUAAUAAUGAAACAGAUAAAAAGAUUGAUCGUCCAAAUUCCUCUGCAAGUCAGAAGGAAAAUUUGGCUCAAAAUGAGCAAAAUAAAAACAAUGAACAUCAACUAAAAGUUGGGGAUCAUUAUUCUGUCCGCCGUUCGGAUGAUACUUGGCAUUCGGCAGAGAUAAUACACGUUCGCCAUAGUGAGCAUGACAGCACCAAAUGUGAAUACUAUGUCCAUUAUGAUGGUUGUAAUCGCAGGUUAGAUGAGUGGGUUGGUUCUGACAGAUUUGAUUUUUCAUCUCACAAUAAGGAGCAUGAAAAGAAUAAUCUCAGCCUAGCUCAUCAAACUGACCAACCAGAUAGAAAAAUUACUCGAAACCAAAAGAGAAAACAUGAUGAAAUUAAUCAUGUUCAAAAGACUUAUGCUGAAAUGGAUCCUACAACAGCUGCUUUAGAAAAAGAACAUGAAGCAAUAACAAAAGUAAAAUAUAUUGACCGAAUUCAAUUUGGGAAGUAUGAGAUUGAUACUUGGUAUUUUUCACCAUAUCCUGAAGAAUAUGGAAAAGUUCCUAAAUUAUGGAUUUGUGAAUAUUGCCUAAAAUAUAUGAGACUUGAAAAAACAUAUAGAUAUCACCAAGGUGAAUGUACUAUGAGACAGCCUCCUGGUAAAGAAAUAUACCGCAAAGGUGUUUUGUCAGUAUAUGAAGUGGAUGGAAAAGAUCACAAGCUAUAUUGUCAAUGUUUAUGCUUAAUGGCGAAACUUUUUCUUGAUCACAAGACAUUAUACUUUGAUGUGGAGCCUUUUUUAUUUUAUGUUCUAACAGAGUUAGAUAAACAUGGAGCUCACAUUGUGGGCUAUUUUUCUAAAGAAAAAGAAUCUCCAGAUGGAAAUAAUGUUGCUUGCAUUCUAACUCUUCCUCCCCAUCAGAGAAAAGGGUUUGGAAAAUUCCUUAUUGCUUUCAGCUAUGAAUUGUCAAAAAAGGAACAUGCUGUGGGCUCUCCUGAAAAGCCUCUUUCAGAUUUAGGAAAACUAAGUUACAGAAGUUAUUGGUCAUGGGUUAUUUUAGAAAUAUUGAAAAAUUAUAAAGGGGCCUUAUCUGUCAGAGAACUAAGUAUGAUGACCAGUAUCACUCAUUGUGAUAUAAUUAGUACUUUACAAAGUUUAAAUAUGGUAAAGUAUUGGAGAGGCCAGCAUGUUAUAUGUGUUACUCCUAAAUUAGUUGAGGAGCAGUUGCACAAAUUAUAUUGCCGUAGGCCAAAAAUAACUGUUGACACUAGUCUUUUAAGAUGGGCACCUCCAAAGAAACAGCUGAAAACACUAAAAAAAUAAACUAUGCAAUUCCCCUUGUACCUUAUCAUCAGCAUCUCAUCGCCUAUUAUCAACUAUAUAUUAGUUGCCUUUCAUAGCUAUGCAUUUAUUUUAAAUAAUAAAAAUGCUAAAUAUAUUGUAAAAUUUUCUUUUUGAUUAAAAAUUAUUCAUUUUA